Molecule: messenger RNA, 918 nt
Organism: Cryptosporidium muris RN66
Lineage: Eukaryota; Apicomplexa; Conoidasida; Eucoccidiorida; Cryptosporidiidae
Product: zinc finger, C3HC4 type domain-containing protein
Exons: 1
Coding region: 1-918 (305 amino acids)
Biological process (GO): protein ubiquitination
Molecular function (GO): ubiquitin protein ligase activity
Source: RefSeq, a predicted model, not a curated record
AUGGGACUUAGCCUUAUAAGACAAGCUCAUGAUCAUCAUGGACCAACAAGACAACAAGUUAUUUUAAAUUCUAAUACAAUAAGAGAUCAAAGUGAUAUUUCAAAUACAAAUAAUCUAAAUUAUGUAUUUCAAACAUCUAAUGUAAAUUCUUGUCAUUUUUUAAAAGUAAAAAGUGCUAAGGCUAUCAAAAAUCCUUGCAAUAUUAAUAGAAAAUCAAUAAAUCUUUCAAAUAAUGGUCAAAUAUUAGAAUUUUUAUAUGAUUGCACUGAAGAUGCAUUAUUUAGUUUAUAUUCUACAGAUAGUAUUAAUGAAAACAUUAUUGAAAAUUUAAACCCUAUAUUAAAGGUACAUUUACCUAAUGGUAUAAAUAAAUCAAAAGUUAUUCAUCUAGAUAAACCAUUAGUAAAUUCAUUUUUAAUAUUAUUGAAACCACUUUCUUUGGUUAGAAAUGAUAUAAAUAUUAAAGAUAAAGAUAAUGAUAAAAAUACAAACUACACUAUAUCUUCUAUUGCUUCAGAUAAAAAAAAUAUACAAAAUAUUACAGAUAUAUCUCAAUUUACAUUCUGUAGAAUUAAUAUAACAAAUAAUAAUCAAAAAGAUAAAUUAAAUAUAAUCAGAGUUAUUAGGCAAUGUGUAAAAUAUAAUGGUAAAGUAUUUGAAUUACAAGAUUUAUAUGGUUUAAAUAUUACAAAUAGUAGUAUUAAUGAACAAAAUAAAUCUAAUGAUAAAUAUUCUCAAGAUGAUCUAUGUGUAAUUUGCCUUACAAAUCCAAAACAAACAAUUUUAUUGCCUUGUAGACAUGCAUGCUUAUGUAUUGAAUGUACUAGUAAUUUACUUGCUAGGAAAAUCUCAUGUCCAGUAUGCAGGCAGUGUGUUUCCGGUUUAGUUAAUAUUGAAAAUAAUACAAAUAAUCAAUAA